UUCUUUCUUUCUUUCUUUUUUUUUCAUAUAUUAUUAAUGUUGGUCGACUCAACAACAUUGAAAUCAGCUAAGACAAGUUCUUCCACAUAUUUAGUCAACAAAUCCUCUUGUGCUUGUCGUAUUGACCGCUUACUCCAUCAACAGCAACAUUAUAUCUUUAUUACUAGUGCUCAGCCAACCCAUCUCCCUCGCCAGACGUUUAUAGUUUAUCAUAUUCGUUUGAAUGAUAUUGAAACCAAACGACGGUAUAGUGAUUUUGAAUCUUUACGAAAAUUAUUGGUCCAACUCUAUCCAGUUUGUCUUCUUCCACCUAUUCCAGGAAAACAUUCCAUUUUGGAUUAUGCUGCAGGUACCAAAAAAAAUGAUCAACCUACCAUUGAGAGACGAAAACGUAUGUUACAAACCUUUUUGAAUCAAUUGACAAGACAUCCUCAAUUAGGACGUGAUCAUUUCUUUCAUCAAUUCUUAACUUCAAACGUGGAUUGGGCUCAAAUCAUUCAUUCAUCAUCUGUCAGUUUUCUUUCAAAACAACAUCCAUUACAUAUGAUGACUUCACCAACAUCCUCCUCCAAUGCUUGGGUACAUCAACCUUUACUUUCUCAUCGUAUUGUACCAACUCCAACUAGCUCAGCAUUCAAACAAAAGCCAGAUCCAUUUCUUUUCUCAGAAGAAAAAUAUACCCGAAUGGCCAACUUUAUGCACCAGCAUAUCGAAAAAAAUCAACGCAAAGUCAUACGAAGGCUAGAUGAAUUGGCCAACGAUUAUGCAGAAUUGGCUGCCUUGUACAAUGGUUUUAGCUUAAAUGAAAUGAAUACUAUUGCGAUCGCUAUUGAAAAAAUGGGACAAACAGUAGAUGAUGCUUAUACCAAAACAGGUGACAUGGUACUCAAAUUAGAAGGAGAGUUUAUCGAACCAACUCAAUCACAAAUUCAAAUGGCACGAGUUGUCAAACAAGUCAUCCAGUUUAGAUACCUCAAACAAGUUCAAUUGGAAAUGGUACAACAGGCUUAUGAUGACAAACGUUACGAAUUGGAUCGUCUAUUACGAAUGGAUCAUCAAUUCAGUUUGGAACAAUCACGACAUGAUCAACAACAAAUCAUUCCUUCUACUUCGUAUGUAGGUCGGAUGUUCAGUUCUGUGGGAUAUUCUUUACAGCAUUUGAUUGACGCAGAUCCAUCCAGCACUCGACGAAACCAAAUUGGGAAAUACAAAGAAGCAAUACAGAUGCUUGAAGAAGCAUUGUCAAUAUGUAGAAAUGAUACUCGAUUGGCAACGGAACAACUAGAAAAGGAAAUCGCCCGAUUCGAAGAUGACAACAUAUUGACUUUACGUGAAACAUUGAUGGCCUUUGCCGAUGUCCAUUUACAAUACUGUCAAAAGAACCUUCAAGCCUGGCAAGAUACCAAGCACAAAGUGAAUCAAAUUUCACGUUGAUUCUGAUACCACACAUUUUGAUAUUUGUAGCUUAGUGCUAGAAUAUAUCAAUAAACUUUGUAUAAUUUGUGAUUUUUAAA
Halteromyces radiatus is the source of this 1514-nucleotide messenger RNA. RefSeq lists its product as uncharacterized. NCBI's taxonomy places the organism in Eukaryota, Fungi, Mucoromycota, Mucoromycetes, Mucorales, Cunninghamellaceae. Bases 37 to 1434 code for a protein of 465 amino acids. Gene Ontology annotation, molecular function: phosphatidylinositol binding. The record is from RefSeq and is a predicted model, not a curated record. The transcript is spliced from 8 exons. Gene Ontology annotation, biological process: retrograde transport, endosome to Golgi.